Molecule: messenger RNA, 1239 nt
Organism: Perca fluviatilis (European perch)
Lineage: Eukaryota; Metazoa; Chordata; Actinopteri; Perciformes; Percidae
Gene: zfand5a
Product: zinc finger, AN1-type domain 5a
Exons: 6
Coding region: 295-954 (219 amino acids)
Molecular function (GO): zinc ion binding; DNA binding
Source: RefSeq, a predicted model, not a curated record
AAGAAACAUCCAUCCAGAAGGAACGGGAGAGGGAGAGAGAAAGAGAGAGAGAGAGAGGUAGGAGGGCGAGGAAAGGGACAUUUAAACCCACCUAAACCUGCCUGACACCGAGGACAACGACUCACGAGAGUAAAAGGACGUUACCAGGACCUGAAAACUCCUCGAGCUUUUUGCUUCUGCCAGGACGAAAAACGGCCACUUUCCCCCCCCCCCUUGUCGUCUCGCGAGAAAAACCUUCGUCGAUUUUUAGCAGGUGAUGAUCUUGGAUUAUUGUUUUUUUUCUACUUAACAAGGAUGAAAUCUGAAAAGAGCUCAGCUUGUGGAGCAAUGGCCCAGGAGACGAACCAGAGCCAGGCGCCGAUGCUUUGUGCCACCGGCUGUGGCUUCUACGGUAACCCUCGAACCAACGGCAUGUGCUCCGUGUGCUACAAGGAUCACCUGACGCGCCAGCAGAGCAGCGACCGCACAAGCCCCCUCAGCCCCAUGGGAUCGGCUGGUAGCCCUACCUCAGAGGCCUCGGCCAUCCAGAGACUAGAAGCCAGUCUAGCCAAGGUCGACGCCUCCCCGGCUUCAUCGCCCGACAUGUCUAGAACUGUUCAAGGAUCUCUUCCUGUGACUCAACAAAUGACAGAGAUGAGCAUCUCGAGAGAGGACAAACCUGAACCCUUAGAGCCCGUUGUAAACCAGCCUGCUGCUUGUAGCCCUUCUCCUGUAGCCUCCUCCAGCGCUGAAGAAGGGAAGGGAGACACCCCCAAACCCAAGAAGAACCGAUGCUUCAUGUGCCGCAAACGGGUCGGACUUACAGGAUUCGACUGUCGCUGCGGCAACCUGUUCUGUGGCAUCCACCGGUACUCCGACAAGCACAACUGUCCCUACGACUACAAGGCGGAGGCCGCCGCCAAGAUCCGCAAGGAGAACCCGGUGGUGGUGGCCGACAAGAUCCAGAGAAUAUAGAUCCUACCAGAACGAUCCAGAGAAUAUAGAUCCUACCAGAACGAUCCAGAGAAUAUAGAUCCUACCAGAACGAUCCAGAGAAUAUAGAUCCUACCAGAACGAUCCAGAGAAUAUAGAUCCUACCAGAACGAUCAUGACCACGCCUCUCACUGUCCCAGAGACUGGAGAACGAGUGUGAGCCUUUUGAGAUGAGCGCUGGCUUACGUGAGGAUGGAAAGGACUUGAUUUUACAAAAUAACAACCUCAAGAGAAAUGACAGACAGGAGGAAGAUGAAGAAGAAGAAG